AUGAAUUAUACUACUGCUAUUAUAUUUGAUUUUUACUUGACUGAAACAUCGAAGUUGAUAUUCGAGAAACUUCCAUAUGCGCUUACACAGAAGCCCAAAAAGGCUACCGCAUUUGCAUAUUGCAAAAGGGGUAGAGGAGUACUAAGGGUCAAUGGGCGCCCUUUGAGCCAGGUUGAGUCUGAAAUGCUCCAGGACAAACUACAAGAACCCAUUCUGCUUCUUGGAAAGGACAAGUUCUCUGCAGUAGAUGUGAGAGUUCGUGUAAAUGGUGGAGGACAUGUUUCCCAAAUCUAUGCUAUCAGGCAAGCGAUAUCCAAAGCUCUGGUAGCAUACUAUCAAAAAUAUGAAGAAUACAAAAAGGAAUUGAAGGACAUCUUGAUCUAA
Molecule: messenger RNA, 384 nt
Organism: Leptinotarsa decemlineata (Colorado potato beetle)
Lineage: Eukaryota; Metazoa; Arthropoda; Insecta; Coleoptera; Chrysomelidae
Product: 40S ribosomal protein S16-like
Source: RefSeq, a predicted model, not a curated record